AUGCAUUCCCAGCAUCUCUCCCCCGAGCAACAACAAGAACGACCCCACCAACUGCAAUCCCAACGCCAACAACUCCUCGACCGCCAACUGCAGUUACAAAACAUCGACCUCCAAAAGGCCGAUCUCAAGACCCAAAAACGCCUCAACAGACAGUUGUACAGAGACCAAAAGCAACAACUCCGCCAACAACGUCGUCUUGAGAGAUCUAUCGCCCGCGAGAACAGACAUGAGCCGGCGUUGCCGAUUCGGUUGAUUGGGCUUACACCGAAGUUGCUGGGUGGGGUUGUUGGAGGGAUGAUAGGUGAUAUUACGCGGUUGGUUAAUCUGACUGGGGGCAGUAACGGGAAUGGAAGUGAGAAUAGACCGCAGAUUAUGGCCGCGCCGGCGCCUUUGAGUCAACCCGCGUACCCACCUCAGCAGGAGGCCCAAGAGCAACAGCAACAACAGCACCACCACCACCAACAACAGCAACACCAGUACUACCAAGCUCCACCCAUCUCACAGCCUCACCAAGCUCCACCCGUCUCGCAACUUAACGAAGCACCACCACCUCCUCCCUCGGCUCAAUUCCCACGUUUACCGCAAGCAGCCUACACGCCACCUACAAAGGACGACGUUUCACAACCUUACCAAGCUCCACCCGUCUCGCAACCUCACCAAGCUCCACCCGUCCCGCAACUUAACGAAGCACCACCACCACCUCCUCCCUCGGUUCAAUCCCCACGUUCACCGCAAGCAGCCUACACGCCACCCACUAAGGACGACAAAGAACUCGGCUCUCCAGACCCACUGCUCGUUUACAGGAUGGCAGGUCUCUCGUUCAGUCCCGCAAGUUCUUCGGGAUCCACAUCUGCUCCAAUGCCCGCCCCCUCCGCCCCACCAUUAGUCUCGAUAACUUCCCCACCUCAUCGCCCCGAGCCCGAACCUGCUGUAGAUGACGAUUCUGUGGCUCCUCCACCUUACGAGGCCACCUACUCUCAUCAGUAG
Molecule: messenger RNA, 987 nt
Organism: Linnemannia hyalina
Lineage: Eukaryota; Fungi; Mortierellomycota; Mortierellomycetes; Mortierellales; Mortierellaceae
Source: the annotation of a GenBank genome assembly